Messenger RNA from Staurois parvus, 311 nucleotides. The record is from the annotation of a GenBank genome assembly. Lineage: Eukaryota; Metazoa; Chordata; Amphibia; Anura; Ranidae.
AAUGGAGAAGAGCAGGAGACACAUGACUGAGAGGAUAUUGGACCUCACUCUGGAGAUCAUCUACCUGCUAAUUGGAGAGCCUUCUCGGUAUGUCACAAAGAUGUAGCAGAAAACAGAGCCCAAAGAUGGAGCUUCCGAUUCACUCACUAAUAUCUGAGAUAAACAACAACAAGAUCCUAGAAGUCGCCCAGAAGAUCAUUGAGCUGCUGAUGGGAGAGGUAAGCGGUGCCGGGAAUUCUGGGACAUUCUCCUGUAACAGACAAGGGAUGUGUCUGGAUGACGACUGUAUCAUUGUGUGUAUCAGGUUCCUA